GUAACAAAGUUUCGUAUGAUGGUCUGGAAUUGACCCCGGAGUGACCCUCUAUGCGCACCGCUUCGUUUCUCCUUCUCUCUUCCCGACACAACAAUGACAAAAACAACAGGCUCAUAUAAGCCUGGUGCUUUCAAGCCAGCUGAAACUCCCACAAAGACGGGCUCCUCUGCGGCCAAGGGCGCCUCGUCAACGCCCUCGUCUGGAAGCAAGGCCGGCGCAGCGUCAGGCCUUGUAAAGCCAUCCAAGUCCAAAGAUGUAACUUCAACUGGAAAGUCAGCGGCCGUGAAAACCGCUGAGAAGCCUUUGGGCCCAACGCCCGCGCGGCGUGCCAUGGACGGCCCCGAGCUGGCGGAGCCCACGGAGGCUGAGGUUGAGAGCGAGAUCCAGCAGCUCCUCAACCAAGCUGACGACAGGGAACCUCCUCAGGAGCUAACACUGGACCUCAUUGUGAAUGCGCACAUUGCGGAUGACCCACUACUGGCAAGCCGCAAGAACGCGGGCGAGAUGUUUGUGCGACAGCUGACGCACGUGCGGCUGGACCGGUUGCGGCUGGCGGCGCUGCCGGCCGAGGUGCUGCGGCAGCUGCCGGCCGCCACGCACCUGUACGCGCAGCACAACCGCCUCGACAGCACCGCCAGUGCGGCAGCAGCGCUGCCGCGGCUGCGGUUCCUGGCGCUGGGGCACAACCGCAUCGAAAAGGUGGAGGGUCUGUCCGGCCUGACCGACCUCAUGUUCCUGGACCUGUCCCACAACCGCCUGGCGGCACUGGACCCGGCAGCGCUGCCGCCAGGGCUCAGCUUCCUCAAGGUGGAGGGCAACCCUUGUGUGGACACGCACCUGAAGCGCUGCCUGCUGCGGCAGGCGGUGCGCGCGCGCUGCCCCGGGCUCAAGCACAUGGACCGCGACCUGGACGCGGCGGGCGAGGAGGUGGAGGAGGACAGCGAGGACGAGGAGGAGGAGGACGGGGAGGAGGAGGAGCAGGCGGGGCAGCCUGGGGAGGUUGACCGCGAGGAGGGCUCGCAGCUGUCGGGCAUGCUGGACCUGCUUGAGGACCUGGAGCGCCGCGCCUACCGCGACGGCAGCAUGGCGCGCGCGGAGUCCCUCAUGCGCACCAGCGUCAGCAGGUCGAACGAUCUACGGGCCUCCAUGGAUCUGCGCGCAUCGGUGCAGCUGGCAGUUGCCGCCCCGGGCAGCAGCAGCACCUCCCGCCCCGGCACCGCCUCUGCGCCUCUGCAGCGGCCCGGCUCCGCUGCAGCCAACGGCGCCGCCGCGGCCGCUGCGCCGCCCGGCCUCAGCCCCAGCGCCAGCGGCCGGGGGCUGCUGGGGCAGCGCGCGGGUGCCACGGCACCGCUGCCUGCCGCAGGCGCGGCCAGCGGCAAGGCGGCGGCUGCGGCUCAUGCGGUGCUGAUGGAGCGUGCUGUGGCUGAGGACCUCGGCAUGUUGGAGGCGCGGCUGGCCACACUGCUGGAGCCCACCUCCACCAGCACACUCACACAGGACGCCGCCAUCUACGACGCACGCCAGCUGAUCCACGCGCAGCUGGACCGGCUGAUGGGCGCCGCCAGUGCGCGCGUGUCGGCGCAGCGCCAGGCCGACAGCGCCACCAGCGACGCCAUCCGCGGCCUGCGCACCUCCUCCAUGCUGGCGCAGCUCAAGGAGCAGGUGAACCUGGGACCAUCGCGCGCGGCAGCGGCACGCACGGCUGCAGCGGUGGCUGCGGCGCGCGCGGUGGUGCCACGUGGCAGCGGGGCCGCUGCCGUCGCUGAAGCUGCGGCCGCUGCAGCGGCCGGAGGCCCCAGCACGAGCGCGGCCGCACGGCCGGGGAGCAGCGGUGGCUCAGGCGCAGAUGCACGGCCGUGGUCCGCAGGCGGCAGCGGCGGCGUGCCGUUGGCUCUGGGGCCGGGGCCGGUGCAGACGCUUCCGCACAACGUCUUGCGUGAGUCGCUGUCGCGGCUUGAGGGCAUGCUGGCAGGCAGCAGCGCGGCGGCGGGUGCCGGCGGCGCGGCGGCGGCGCCUGCGUCAGGCAGUGGCGCUGCAGCAGCGCCGGUGGCGGCGCCUGGUGAGGCCGGGCCGCGCGCGGCGUCGGCGGGUGCGGAAGGAGGGCGGCGGCCGCCGGCUGUGCCCGGCGGGCAGCGGGUGGCGAGUGCCGCGGGCGGGAAAGCCAGCAGCGGCGCAGGAGGCACGGUCGCUGCUGCUGGCGGCGGCGGCGGCGGUGGUGGUGCAGCCGGCCGUAAAAGUGGCAGUGGAGGCGGGGGCAGUGCUGCCGGGAGCCGCCCAGGGUCAACCGGAGUGCCGGGGCCUCGGCCGGGCAGUGGCGCGUGCCCCGCCUCAGCCAGCGGCCGGCCCGCAGGUGCGGUCGUGGCGGCGGCAGCGGCAGCGGCGGCCGCCGCGGGUAAGGCAGGCGCAGGUGCUGGUGCUGCUGGUGGUGCGACUUCCAGCGCGGCGGCAGCUGAGGCGGAGCUAGCUGCGGAGACGUUGGCGGGAGACGAGGCGGGGACAGAGGGGCUGUACUCGGAUGAGGAGGAGCCGCAGGUGGAUCCGGCCGCGUCCGGCGCAGACUUCGGGUUCAUGUUCAAGACCGCUCUGCCGCCCAACCCGUUUGGGGGAAAACAAUGAUGGUGAUUGGGGGCGAUGUCGUGGGGCGAUGUGAUAGGAGGCGCGCCGGAAAGAUGUCCUGGCAAGGGGGCAAGCUGUCCGGGUGUGCGGCAGCGGGAAGGGUCAGCGCCGGGCGCCUGAGAUUGUUUCGAAUUGAG
Messenger RNA from Chlamydomonas reinhardtii, 2753 nucleotides. RefSeq lists its product as uncharacterized. Bases 94 to 2616 code for a protein of 840 amino acids. The record is from RefSeq and is a predicted model, not a curated record. Gene Ontology annotation, molecular function: protein binding. NCBI's taxonomy places the organism in Eukaryota, Viridiplantae, Chlorophyta, Chlorophyceae, Chlamydomonadales, Chlamydomonadaceae. The transcript has 9 exons.